UCGGAAGUUACGUCACGCGUGACGUUCCCUUAGCCCUUUAGUGCAGCAUGGCGCCGCUCUUGGUCCCGCUGAAAUGUGGGUUUCACAUUCAAAGGCGUAAGUUAUCGCUUUUACUACAGCAGAGCAGCACUUUUCACGCAUGGAGCCAUCACGACCACAGAGGGGCGAGUAAACGGAAACACCGGAGCACGUAUCAGCUAUCAAGUCCAAACCUAGCAUCAUCGACAUGGGCUGUCAACAGAGGUCACAACAGUCGACAGAUCCUGGAAACAGUAAAAGUAUUCCAGCAUCUACAGGUCCUAGAGAGACAGUGCUGGCAUGGACAUGCAGGAGGAGGACUCAACGCAGAUCCAAAAAAUGUGCUCAAGGAAGUGAACUCAACGAAGAUUCUGGGAGCAAUGAUGACGUAUGUUUGGCCCAAAGACCGACCAGACCUCCGAGCACGUGUGGCCAUAUCACUGGGGCUGCUUGCUGGAGCCAAGAUAACCAAUGUGACGGUGCCCUUUAUGUUUAAAUAUGCGGUGGAUGGCCUCAACCAGAUGUCAGGACACAUGUUGAACCUGAGCGAUGCGCCAAACACGGUGGCAACCAUGGCAACGACUAUUUUGAUUGGCUACGGCGUGUCCCGGGCUGGAGCAGCGCUCUUCAAUGAGCUGAGGAACGCUGUGUUUGGAAAAGUGGCUCAGAGCUCUAUCAGAAGAAUAGCUAAGAACGUCUUUCUCCAUCUUCAUAACCUGGAUCUUGGUUUCCACCUGAGCAGACAGACAGGAGCGCUGUCGAAGGCCAUUGACCGCGGGACGCGAGGAAUCAGCUUUGUUCUCAGCGCUCUCGUCUUUAACCUGGGACCCACUCUGUUUGAGAUGCUUCUGGUCAGCGGCAUUUUGUAUUAUAAAUGCGGGGGUCAGUUUGCGCUGGUCACUCUGGGAACGCUGUCAGCGUACACCGCAUUCACAAUCGCUGUUACACAAUGGAGGACGCGGUUCAGGAUAGAGAUGAAUAAGGCAGAUAAUGAAGCUGGAAAUGCCGCGAUUGACUCUCUUCUUAAUUAUGAAACUGUUAAGUAUUUCAACAAUGAGAGGUAUGAGGCCGAGCGGUAUGAUGGUUUUCUGAAGGUGUAUGAAUCGUCGUCUCUGAAGACUACCACUACUCUGGCCAUGCUGAACUUUGGUCAGAGCGCCAUCUUCAGCGUCGGCCUCACCGCUAUUAUGGUGCUCGCAAGCAAAGGCAUAAUGGCAGGAACGAUGACAGUGGGAGAUUUAGUUAUGGUGAAUGGGCUGCUGUUUCAGCUCUCUAUGCCGCUCAACUUCCUGGGCACCGUGUACAGAGAGACCAGACAGGCCCUCAUUGACAUGAACACACUCUUCACACUUCUUAGUGUGGACACUAAGAUUAAGGAGAAAGACAUGGCCCCUUCAUUGCUUGUUAGACCCCAGGAAGCCACCAUCAGGUUUGAAGAUGUGUAUUUUGAGUAUUUGGAGGGACAAAAGGUGCUUAACGGGGUUUCAUUUGAAGUCCCUGCUGGGAAAAAGGUGGCUAUUGUUGGUGGCAGUGGAUCUGGGAAGAGCACAAUUGUCAGAUUGCUCUUUCGUUUCUACGAGCCACAGCAAGGCAACAUCUACAUCGCUGGCCAGAACAUUCGUGAUGUUGGUUUGGAGAGUUUGAGGAAAGCUUUGGGUGUCGUACCACAGGAUGCUGUGCUUUUCCACAAUACCAUAUUUUACAAUCUGCAAUAUGGCAACAUCAAUGCCACAGCGGAGGAAGUGUACCAAGUGGCCAGACUUGCUGGAAUCCAUGAUGCCAUUCUGAAAAUGCCUCAUGGGUAUGAAACACAGGUUGGAGAACGAGGUCUGAAGCUCUCAGGUGGAGAGAAGCAGCGUGUGGCCAUUGCACGGGCGAUCCUAAAGAAUCCUCCCAUUUUGCUUUAUGACGAGGCCACGUCUUCACUGGACUCCAUCACCGAGGAAAAUAUUCUGAGUUCCAUGAAGCAGAUGGUGAAGGACAGAACAUCUGUCUUUAUCGCUCACCGGCUGUCCACCAUCGUGGAUGCAGAUGAGAUUAUUGUACUAAAUCAGGGGAAGGUGGCAGAACGCGGUGAUCAUCACACACUACUGAACACACCAGGCAGCCUGUACGCUGAUCUGUGGAACACACAAAACAGCAAAAUACUGAAUAACGGCAAUAAGCCUGAGCCCACAGCCGAGCGGCGCUCACAGAAAGAGGAGGAACGCAAGAAACUGCAGGAGGAGAUCAUGAACAGUGUGAAGGGCUGCGGGAACUGCUCCUGUUGAGACUGAUGGAAGCUUCCACACGCACACAGCACCAUCAUGCCCAGACCUGCCUCACUUGCCAUCCACCAGCCCUUGACAUGACCGGCUAGAGGUGUCCAUGACUGAUGACCACUGCUGAGCUUCAGGAAAUUGUCCUGUGUCCAACAGUUAUGACAGCUGGGGUCAAGAGUAUAAUUUAGUCUUGUUUAUUAAUCUGAGAGGGUUGUUAUCCCACUGCAUGAAACAUGUCAAGAACAUGCCCAUGCAGGUCACAAUGUUCAUAAAGAAAAUGAAGGCAUUUUUUCAUGGAGUUUGGCAUUCUGACUAUAUUUUUGGUAAGCACAUUUCCCCACCAAAUUCUCACUACUGUAAUGCAUCCAUACGUUGUACUUUUGUUUUUGUUUUUUGGUCAUUCUCAAUGAUUCUCAUUGAUUGUCACAAUCAAAAAUACUCAUUUUUAAAAAUGUCUAUUAAAAUCUGCAUAAAUUAAAGGGAGCACCACAAGUAUUAUAAAUGCUUUAUAAGUACAAUUAAGAUGUAAUUUUAAUUUGCAUUGCAGUAAUGAACAUUUUGGGGAAAAUAUGUUUGUGUCAUUAAAAUGUCACAAUGCAAAAACAUCCAAAAAUAGGCUUCAUUUUCUUUGGGCAAAAUAUAAUUUCUAAUUUUCAUUUGAUUUUGGGGUGAAAUAUCACUAAGACAUGUUCUUAACCUUGAAAUUCACCUGCGAAUGGGAUUUCUGCAAUUUUUCCAUAACCACAAGGGCCCAUGCCAUGAAAUGCCUUUUUCACGUGUUAUCAGGGUGAUUCAAACCUUGUUUUAAAUUAUUUGUCUGUGUAAUUGGGAACUCUUGUUAGCUGUUUUUAUUAUGGAUAUGUACAUAUUACUGUUACAAUAUAUUGGUCUAUAAAAUUGCAGAGGAUCACAAUGUAUAGGAGCAUACUUUUCAUCAGAUAGAUCAUUUGUCUGUUAGAAUAUGUUAGUUGUGUCUUGACCAUUUUGAAAAGUUGUGUUAAUAUCGGCACCUUUGGUGCAUCAUUAGAUUUGGAGAUUUGAGUUUGAUGAAGACUUUAACACAAACAUUCAAUUAUACCAAAUGCUCAAUCUGAAUGAGACAUUAUUACAAGUACAUUUGACAAUUUUUUAUUAAAUAAACUUGCUUCAUUAAGUGAUUUUGACCAUGAGUGAAUCGACCUUAUUUGGAUUGUCCAGAACUUUACAUGAUUCAGGCCACAGUAUGUACAUGGACAUCAUUCAAGAUACGAUAUUCCAAGCUGCAAGUCAUUAUUUGAUGAGAUGUUUUGGACACUGAAUGUAAAGAUGAAUAAGUUGAAAGGAUUUCUGCAGUUUUUUUUUAAUUCAUUUGUACGUUUAUGAUGAACGAGGUGAAUUUGGUAAAUAAAUACAUAAAAACAAAAUGCAUUAAUAAUGCCAUUGAUACAUUUAAUACGCCCUAUUUUAUGACAUAUUUUUACAUUCUGAAUUUUAAUUAAUUUAGACAUGUGUGGCUUAAAGGGGUCAUGACAUGCCUUUUUUGUACCUUGAGGUUCACUUAAGUUUUUUUUGCACAAAAAUAAUUCAUAUAUUUCUAAAACAUGAUAAUUUUCCAUUCUUAUUCUGACCCUCUCCCAGAAGCACUCCGGUUUGGUGCUGGUUCUCCUUUAAGACUUGACAGUAAACACCCUCUGUUAUUAUUGGCUGGCUGCUCUCUGUCCUUGCCAUCUCACUACUCACAGAGUAAACUCCUGUAGAACCUCAUGACUGCAUGUCAAGGUUUUAAACAUAUAAUUUAAUUUUACUUUUUUAUGAUAUUGCAAUACAAGUUCAGAUUGUCAAAUGGUAUGACUCUAAUAAAACUUAAUAUAAAAAAAUCCAUGAUAUUUGCCAAAUAUAAUUGGUACAAAGUGAGGUAAAACACAGUGUGUGUAAUCUAUAUUUAUCUAAUAAAAGUUAAUAAUUUUUACUUGAUAAUUUCACCACUUUAUUUUAAUGAGAACUGGGUAUUAAAAUGUGUGUAACUGGCAUGAAAAUAAUGCCAUCAUGUAAAAAUUAUUUUUUUCUAUUUGCAAAUCAUAAUUUCUCUUGAUUUUCAAGUGAAAUAGGACUAGGACAUUUUCUAGACAGGUUUCGUGAGAAUCCCAUGACAAAUGAGUUUCCUUUUCAUCAUCUUGGGCAUCCUUGUUUGUCAUUUACCCAAAUACAACAAAAACAAAAUUCCAAACCAAUAAAUGUAUUUUUAACCCUUUAAA
This is a messenger RNA of Myxocyprinus asiaticus (Chinese sucker), 4513 nucleotides long. RefSeq names its product iron-sulfur clusters transporter ABCB7, mitochondrial-like. Gene Ontology annotation, cellular component: mitochondrial inner membrane. The transcript has 16 exons. The coding region runs from base 48 to 2288 and encodes 746 amino acids. Gene Ontology annotation, biological process: intracellular iron ion homeostasis; transmembrane transport. Gene Ontology annotation, molecular function: ABC-type transporter activity; ATP hydrolysis activity; ATP binding. The record is from RefSeq and is a predicted model, not a curated record. NCBI's taxonomy places the organism in Eukaryota, Metazoa, Chordata, Actinopteri, Cypriniformes, Catostomidae.